AUGUUGUUUCUUCCAUUUUUUUCUACUUAUAAUCCAUUGACAUCUUCUAUUCUUCUGGCCGAUGUUCAUUUCAUCUUCUUCAAUCUUCCCCAUUAUUAUUAUUACCAUUAUUCUUUAUUAUUAUUAUUAUUAUUAUUCACCUCUGCCUUUUUCUUUUCUUCUGGUUCCAUUUCUUCCAUCAUCCAUUUCUUCAUUAUUAUUAUUAUUAUUUUUCUAUCUUCUUCAUUUUCUACUUCUCCGUAUUCACCAUCAUCUUCUUCUUCCCAUUAUUAUUAUUAUUAUUAUUUAUUAUUAUUAUUCUUCUUUAUCCUCAUCUUCUUCAUUUUCCCUUCUCCAUCCUAUUCACCAUCAUCUUCUUCUUCCCAUUAUUAUUAUUUUUAUUAUUCCAUCCUAUUUUCCUCAUCUUUUUUCCUCAUCUUCUUCAUUUUUAUUCCAUUAUUCAUCAUUAUUAUUCCCAUUAUUAUUAUUAUUAUUAUUCCCUCUGCCUUUUCCUUCUUCUUUAUCCUCAUCUUCUUCAUUUUCUACUUCUCCAUCCUAUUCACCAUCAUCUUCUUUCUUCCCAUUAUUAUUAUUAUUAUUAUUCCUCUGCAUUUUCCUUCUUCUUUAUCCUCAUCUUCUUCAUUUUCUACUUCUCCAUCCUAUUCACCAUCAUCUUCUUCUUCCCAUUAUUAUUAUUAUUAUUAUUCACCUCUGCCUUUUCCUCCUCCUUUAUCCUCAUCUUCUUCAUUUUCUACUUCUCCAUCCUAUUCACCAUCAUCUUCUUCUUCCCAUUAUUAUUAUUAUUAUUAUUUCCCUCUGCCUUUUCCUUCUUCUUUAUCCUCAUCUUCUUCAUUUUCUACUUCUCCAUCCUAUUCACCAUCAUCUUCUUCUUCCCAUUAUUAUUAUUAUUAUUAUUAUUCCACUCUGCCUUUUCCUCCUCCUUUAUCCUCAUCUUCUUCAUUUUCUAUUAUUAUUCCACUUUCCAUUAUUAUUAUUAUUAUUUUCCAUCCUCUUCACCAUCAUCUUCUUCUUCCCAUUAUUAUUAUUAUUAUUAUUCCCCUCUGCCUUUUCCUUCUUCUUUAUCCUCAUCUUCUUCAUUUUCUACUUCUCCAUCCUAUUCACCAUCAUCUUCUUCUUCCCAUUAUUAUUAUUAUUAUUAUUCCACUCUGCCUUUUCCUCCUCCUUUAUCCUCAUCUUCUUCAUUUUCUACUUCUCCAUCCUAUUCACCAUCAUCUUCUUCUUCCCAUUAUUAUUAUUAUUAUUAUUCCCUCUGCCUUUUCCUUCUUCUUUAUCCUCAUCUUCUUCAUUUUCUACUUCUCCAUCCUAUUCACCAUCAUCUUCUUCUUCCCAUUAUUAUUAUUAUUAUUAUUAUUCCACUCUGCCUUUUCCUCCUCCUUUAUCCUCAUCUUCUUCAUUUUCUACUUCUCCAUCCUCUUCUCCAUCAUCUUCUUCUUCCCAUUAUUAUUAUUAUUAUUAUUCCUUUUGCCUUUUCCUUUUUCUUUAUCCUCAUCUUCUUCAUUUUCUCCAUCUUUAUCUUCCUUCCCAUUAUUAUUAUUAUUAUUCUUCUUCCUUUUUCUCCUUUAUCCUCCUUCUUCCUAUUCAUCCAUUCACCAUCAUCUUCUUCUUCCCAUUAUUAUUAUUAUUAUUAUUCCCUCUGCCUUUUUCCUUCUUCUUUAUCCUCAUCUUCUUCAUUUUCUACUUCUCCAUCCUAUUCACCAUCAUCUUCUUCUUCCCAUUAUUAUUAUUAUUAUUAUUCACCUCUGCCUUUUCCUCCUCCUUUAUCCUCAUCUUCUUCAUUUUCUACUUCUCCAUCCUAUUCACCAUCAUUUUCUUCUUCCCAUUAUUAUUAUUAUUAUUAUUAUUCCCCUCUGCCUUUUCCUUCUUCUUUAUCCUCAUCUUCUUCAUUUUCUACUUCUCCAUCCUAUUCACCAUCAUCUUCUUCUUCCCAUUAUUAUUAUUCUUAUUUUUAUUCCCCUCUGCCUUUUUCCUCCUUCUUUAUCCUCAUCUUCUUCAUUUUCUACUUCUCCAUCCUAUUCACCAUCAUCUUCUUCUUCCCCAUUAUUAUUAUUAUUAUUAUUCACCUCUGCCUUUUCCUUCUUCUUUAUCCUCAUCUUCUUCAUUUUCCUUUCCAUCCUUUCACCAUCCUUCUUCUUCCCAUUAUUAUUUUUAUUAUUAUUCCUCUGCCUUUUCCUUAUUUAUCCUCAUCUUCUUCAUUUUCUACUUCUCCAUCCUAUUCACCAUCAUCUUCUUCUUCCCAUUAUUAUUAUUAUUAUUAUUAUUCCUCUGCCUUUUUCCUUCUUCUUUAUCCUCAUCUUCUUCAUUUUCUACUUCUCCAUCCUAUUCACCAUCAUCUUCUUCUUCCCAUUAUUAUUAUUAUUAUUAUUCCCCUCUGCCUUUUUCCUUCUUCUUUAUCCUCAUCUUCUUCAUUUUCUACUUCUCCAUCCUAUUCACCAUCAUCUUCUUCUUCCCAUUAUUAUUAUUAUUAUUAUUCCCUCUGCCUUUUUCCUUCUUCUUUAUCCUCAUCUUCUUCAUUUUCUACUUCUCCAUCCUAUUCACCAUCAUCUUCUUCUUCCCAUUAUUAUUAUUAUUAUUAUUUCCCCUCUGCAUUUUCCUUCUUCUUUAUCCUCAUCUUCUUCAUUUUCUACUUUCCAUCCUAUUCACCAUCAUCUUCUUCUUCCCAUUAUUAUUAUUAUUAUUAUUAUUCCUCUGCCUUUUCCUUCUUCUUUAUCCUCAUCUUCUUCAUUUUCUACUUCUCCAUCCUAUUCACCAUCAUCUUCUUCUUCCCAUUAUUAUUAUUAUUAUUAUUCCCUCUGCAUUUUUCCUUCUUCUUUAUCCUCAUCUUCUUCAUUUUCUACUUCUCCAUCCUAUUCACCAUCAUCUUCUUUCUUCCCAUUAUUAUUAUUAUUAUUAUUCCCCUCUGCCUUUUCCUUCUUCUUUAUCCUCAUCUUCUUCAUUUUCUACUUCUCCAUCCUAUUCACCAUCAUCUUCUUCUUCCCAUUAUUAUUAUUAUUAUUAUUCCCUCUGCCUUUUUUUCUUCUUCUUUUUAUCCUCAUCUUCUUCAUUUUCUACUUCUCCAUCCUAUUCACCAUCAUCUUCUUCUUCCCAUUAUUAUUAUUAUUAUUAUUAUUCCCCUCUGUUCUUUUUUCCUUCUUCUUUAUCCUCAUCUUCUUCAUUUUCUACUUCUCCAUCCUAUUCACCAUCAUCUUCUUCUUCCAUUAUUAUUAUUAUUAUUAUUAUUCACCUCUGCCUUUUCCUUCUUCUUUAUCCUCAUCUUCUUCAUUUUACUUCUCCAUCCUAUUCACCAUCAUCUUCUUCUUCCCAUUAUUAUUAUUAUUAUUAUUAUUCCCUCUGCCUUUUCCUUCUUCUUUAUCCUCAUCUUCUUCAUUUUCUACUUCUCCAUCCUAUUCACCAUCAUCUUUUCUUCCCAUUAUUAUUAUUAUUAUUAUUAUUCCCCUCUAUUAUUUUUCCUUCUUCUUUAUCCUCAUCUUCUUCAUUUUCUACUUCCAUCCUAUUCACCAUCAUCUUCUUCUUCUUAUUAUUAUUAUUAUUAUUAUUAUUCCCCUCUGCAUUUUUCCUUCUUCUUUUAUCCUCAUCUUCUUCAUUUUCUACUUCUCCAUCCUAUUCACCAUCAUCUUCUUCUUCCCAUUAUUAUUAUUAUUAUUAUUCCCUCUGCAUUUUUUCCUCCUCUUUUAUCCUCAUCUUCUUCAUUUUCUACUUCUCCAUCCUAUUCACCAUCAUCUUUUUCUUCCCAUUAUUAUUAUUAUUAUUAUUCCCCUCUGCCUUUUCCUUCUUCUUUAUCCUCAUCUUCUUCAUUUUCUACUUCUCCAUCCUAUUCACCAUCAUCUUCUUCUUCCCAUUAUUAUUAUUAUUAUUAUUCCCCUCUGCAUUUUCCUUCUUCUUUAUCCUCAUCUUCUUCAUUUUCUACUUCUCCAUCCUAUUCACCAUCAUCUUCUUCUUCCCAUUAUAAUUAUUAUUAUUAUUCCCCUCUGCCUUUUCCUUCUUCUUUAUCCUCAUCUUCUUCAUUUUCUACUUCUCCAUCCUAUUCACCAUCAUCUUCUUCUUCCCAUUAUUAUUAUUAUUAUUAUUAUACCCCUCUGCAUUUUCCUUCUUCUUUAUCCUCAUCUUCUUCAUUUUCUACUUCUCCAUCCUAUUCACCAUCAUCUUCUUCUUCCCAUUAUUAUUAUUAUUAUUAUUCCCCUCAUUUUUUCCUUCUUCUUUAUCCUCAUCUUCUUCAUUUUUCUUCUCCAUCCUAUUCACCCAUCAUCUUUUCUUCCCAUUAUUAUUAUUAUUAUUAUUCCCCUCUGCCUUUUCCUUCUUCUUUAUCCUCAUCUUCUUCAUUUUUCUACUUCUCCAUCCUAUUCACCAUCAUCUUCUUCUUCCCAUUAUUAUUAUUAUUAUUAUUUCCCUCUGCAUUUUUUCCUUCUUCUUUAUCCUCAUCUUCUUCAUUUUCUACUUCUCCAUCCUAUUCACCAUCAUCUUCUUUCUUCCCAUUAUAAUUAUUAUUAUUAUUCCCUCUGCAUUUUCCUUCUUCUUUAUCCUCAUCUUCUUCAUUUUCUACUUCUCCAUCCUAUUCACCAUCAUCUUCUUCUUCCCAUUAUUAUUAUUAUUAUUAUUCCCCUCUGCCUUUUCCUUCUUCUUUAUCCUCAUCUUCUUCAUUUUCUACUUCUCCAUCCCAUCCUAUUCACCAUCAUCUUCUUCUUUUCCCAUUAUUAUUAUUAUUAUUAUUCCAUCCUCUCCCAUUAUAAUUAUUUUUCCAUUUUCUUCUUUAUCCUCAUCUUCUUCAUUUUCUACUUCUCCAUCCUAUUCACCAUCAUCUUCUUCUUCCCAUUAUUAUUAUUAUUAUUAUUAUUAUUAUUAUUCCCCUCUGCCUUUUCCUUCUUCUUUAUCCUCAUCUUCUUCAUUUUCUACUUCUCCAUCCUCUUCACCAUCAUCUUCUUCUUCCCAUUAUUAUUAUUAUUAUUAUUCGAUUUCCUCUGCAUUUUUCCUUCCUUUCCUUUUUUAUCCCUCAUAUUAAUUUUUUUUCAUUUUUUUUUUCUCCAUCCUCUUUACCAUCAUCUUCUUCUUCCCAUUAUUAUUAUUAUUAUUAUUCCCUCUGCCUUUUCCUUCUUCUUUAUCCUCAUUUUUCUUCAUUUUUAUAAUUUCAUCCAUCCUAUUCACCAUCAUCUUCUUCUUCCCAUUAUUAUUAUUAUUAUUAUUCACCUCUGGUUUUUUUUUUUCAUCUUCUUCAUUUUCUACUUCUCCAUCCUAUUCACCAUCAUCUUCUUCUUCCCAUUAUUAUUAUUAUUAUUAUUUCCUCUGACCUUUUCCUCCUUCUUUAUCCUCAUCUUCUUCAUUUUCUACUUCUCCAUCCUAUUCACCAUCAUCUUCUUCUUCCCAUUAUUAUUAUUAUUAUUCCCUCUGCCUUUUCCUCCUCCUUUAUCCUCAUCUUCUUUUUUCCUCCAUCCUAUUCACCCAUCUUCUUCUUCUUAUUAUUAUUAUUAUUAUUAUUCCCUCUGCCUUUUCCUUCUUCUUUAUCCCAUCUUCUUCAUUUUCUACUUCUCCAUCCUAUUCAUUAUCUUCUUCUUAUUAUUAUUAUUAUUAUUAUUUUCCCCUCUGCCUUUUCCUUCUUCUUUAUCCUCAUCUUCUUCAUUUUCUACUUCUCCAUCCUAUUCACCAUCAUCUUCUUCUUCCCAUUAUUAUUAUUAUUAUUAUUAUUAUUCACCUCUGCCUUUUCCUUCUUCUUUAUCCUCAUCUUCUUCAUUUUCUACUUCUCCAUCCUAUUCACCAUCAUCUUCUUCUUCCCAUUAUUAUUAUUAUUAUUAUUAUUAUUAUUCCCCUCUGCCUUUUCCUUCUUCUUUAUCCUCAUCUUCUUCAUUUUCUACUUCUCCAUCCUAUUCACCAUCAUCUUCUUCUUCCCAUUAUUAUUAUUAUUAUUAUUAUUGCCUUUUCCCUCUUCCUUUUCCUCAUCUUCUUCAUUUUCUUCAUUUAUUCCAUCAUCUUCUUCCCAUUAUUAUUUUAUUAUUAUUCCAUCCUAUUCACCCAAUCUUCUUUUCUUCUUCCCAUUUUCUAUUCUCCAUCCUAUUAUUCUUCUUCCCAUUAUUAUUAUUAUUAUUUCCCUCUGCCUUUUCCUUCUUCUUUAUCCUCAUCUUCUUCAUUUUCUACUUCUCCAUCCUAUUCACCAUCAUCUUCUUCUUCCCAUUAUUAUUAUUAUUAUUAUUAUUCCUCUGCCUUUUUCCUCCUUCUUUAUCCUCAUCUUCUUCAUUUUCUACUUCUCCAUCCUAUUCACCAUCAUCUUCUUCUUCCCAUUAUUAUUAUUAUUAUUAUUCCCCUCUGCCUUUUCCUUCUUCUUUAUCCUCAUCUUCUUCAUUUUCUACUUCUCCAUCCUAUUCACCAUCAUCUUCUUCUUCCCAUUAUUAUUAUUAUUAUUAUUCCCUUCUGCCUUUUCCUUCUUCUUUAUCCUCAUCUUCUUCAUUUUCUACUUCUCCAUCCUAUUCACCAUCAUCUUCUUCUUCCCAUUAUUAUUAUUAUUAUUAUUAUUAUUUCUGCCUUUUCCUUUUUCUCCUUUAUCCUUCAUCUUCUUCAUUUUCACCAUCAUCUUCUUCAUCCUAUUCAUCAUCAUUUUCCUUCUUCCUCUUCCCAUUAUUAUUAUUAUUAUUAUUAUUAUUCCCCUCUGCCUUUUUCCUUCUUCUUUAUCCUCAUCUUCUUCAUUUUCUACUUCUCCAUCCUAUUCACCAUCAUCUUCUUCUUCCCAUUAUUAUUAUUAUUAUUAUUAUUAUUUUCCUUCUUUAUCCUCAUCUUCUUCUUCUUCCAUUUAUUCCUCAUCUUUUCUUCCCAUUAUUAUUAUUAUUUUCCCUUGCGUUUUUCCUCCUCCUUUAUCCUCAUCUUCUUCAUUUUCUACUUCUCCAUCCUAUUCACCAUUCUUCUUCUUAUUAUUAUUAUUAUUAUUAUUAUUAUUCCCUCUGCCUUUUCCUUCUUCUUUAUCCUCAUCUUCUUCAUUUUCUACUUCUCCAUCCUAUUCACCAUCAUCUUCUUCUUCCCAUUAUUAUUAUUAUUAUUAUUAUUAUUCCUCUGCCUUUUCCUUCUUCUUUAUCCUCAUCUUCUUCAUUUUCUACUUCUCCAUCCUAUUCACCAUCAUCUUCUUCUUCCCAUUAUUAUUAUUAUUAUUAUUAUUAUUCACCUCUGCCUUUUCCUUCUUCUUUAUCCUCAUCUUCUUAUUUUCUACUUCUCCAUCCUAUUCACCAUCAUCUUCUUCUUCCCAUUAUUAUUAUUAUUAUUAUUAUUCCUCUGCCUUUUCCUUCUUCUUUAUCCUCAUCUUCUUCAUUUUCCUUCCAUCCUAUUCACCAUCAUCUUCUUCUUCCCAUUAUUAUUAUUAUUAUUAUUAUCCCCUCUGCCUUUUCCUUCUUCUUUAUCCUCAUCUUCUUCAUUUCUCUUCUCCAUCCUAUUCACCAUCAUCUUUUUUCUUCCCAUUAUAAUUAUUAUUAUUAUUCCCCUUUUUAUUUUCCUUCUUCUUUAUCCUCAUCUUCUUAUAUUUUCUACUUCCUCCAUCCUAUUCACCAUCAUCUUCUUCUUUAUUAUUAUUAUUAUUAUUAUUCCCCUCUGCAUUUUCCUUCUUCUUUAUCCUCAUCUUCUUCAUUUUCUACUUCUCCAUCCUAUUCACCAUCAUCUUCUUCUUCCCAUUAUUAUUAUUAUUAUUAUUAUUCCCCUCUGCCUUUUCCUUCUUCUUUAUCCUCAUCUUCUUCAUUUUCUACUUCUCCAUCCUAUUCACCAUCAUCUUCUUCUUCCCAUUAUUAUUAUUAUUAUUAUUAUUUCCCUCUUAUUUUUUUUUCUUCUUUAUCCUCAUCUUCUUCAUUUUCUACUUCUCCAUCCUAUUCACCAUCAUCUUCUUCUUCCCAUUAUUAUUAUUAUUAUUAUUAUCCCCCUCUGCAUUUUUCCUUCUUCUUUAUCCUCAUCUUCUUCAUUUUCUACUUCUCCAUCCUAUUCACCAUCAUCUUUUUCUUCCCAUUAUUAAUUAUUAUUAUUAUUCCCCUCUGCCUUUUCCUUCUUCUUUAUCCUCAUCUUCUUCAUUUUCUACUUCUCCAUCCUAUUCACCAUCAUCUUCUUCUUCCCAUUAUUAUUAUUAUUAUUAUUCCUCUGCCUUUUCCUUCUUCUUUAUCCUCAUCUUCUUCAUUUUCUACUUCUCCAUCCUAUUCACCAUCAUCUUCUUCUUCCCUUUAUUAUUAUUAUUAUUAUUAUUCACCUCUGCCUUUUUCCUUCUUCUUUAUCCUCAUCUUCUUCAUUUUCUACUUCUCCAUCCUAUUCACCAUCAUCUUCUUCUUCCCAUUAUUAUUAUUAUUAUUAUUAUUCCUCUGCCUUUUCCUUCUUCUUUAUCCUCAUCUUCUUCAUUUUCUACUUCUCCAUCCUAUUCACCAUCAUCUUCUUCUUCCCAUUAUUAUUAUUAUUAUUAUUAUUCCCCUCUGCCUUUUCCUUCUUCUUUAUCCUCAUCUUUCUUCAUUUUUCUUCUCCAUCCUAUUCCAUCAUCUUCUUCUUUAUUAUUAUUAUUAUUAUUAUUCACCUCUGCCUUUUCCAUCUUAUUUAUCCUCAUCUUCAUUUUUUCUUCUCCAUCCCACCAUCAUCUUCUUCUUCCCAUUAUUAUUAUUAUUAUUAUUAUUAUUCCCCUCUGCCUUUUCCUUCUUCUUUAUCCUCAUCUUCUUCAUUUUCUACUUCUCCAUCCUAUUCACCAUCAUCUUUUUCUUCCCAUUAUAA
Acanthosepion pharaonis is the source of this 8700-nucleotide messenger RNA. The record is from the annotation of a GenBank genome assembly. NCBI's taxonomy places the organism in Eukaryota, Metazoa, Mollusca, Cephalopoda, Sepiida, Sepiidae.